GCUGAUAGUGCCAUCUUCUUCGGCUAUUCGCAUCAAUACUCUCCAGCCAAUCUGUACAUUCAUCAGGCCAUGCAGUGCACCACAAAUACGCUGGAGAUGAUAAUCUUCUUGCUCUGUUCAUGCCUUCUCUUUCCAUUCGCGGAUGCAGCAGCGCGCCAUGGAGGCGUGCAUCUAGCGUCCCAGGAAGCGGCCCUCCUCCAGUGGAAGUUGAGCUUGCAGAGCCCGCCGACGGCGCUGGACUCGUGGCGGCAGGGGACGAGCCCGUGCACCGGCAACUGGACGGGCGUGGCGUGUGGCGCCGUGCGCCACGGCCGGCGUGCGCCCCUGGCGGUGACCGAAAUCUCCCUGCCGAACGCCGGCAUCGACGGCCGACUCGGUGAGCUCAACUUCUCAGCACUCCCGUUCCUCACAUACUUGGACCUCGGCCUCAACAACCUCCGUGGCGAAAUACCGCUGGAGAUCACGUCCCUGCCCGCGCUCUCCUACCUCGACCUCAGCGGCAACGGGCUCCAUGGAAACAUACCACCCGAGCUUGGCAACAUGCCACGCCUCACCCAGCUGGGACUCGACUCCAACAAUCUCACAGGCCGUAUCCCGGCGUCUAUUGGGAACCUGACGACACUAAGAUUUCUUGUCUCCGGGAACAACAUGCUCACCGGGCCGAUCCCAGAGGAGCUAGGGAAGCUCAUGAGUCUUGAAAAGUUGGAACUGAGCGGCACCUUGUUAAGCGGCCAGGUACCUAAAAGCUUUGCCAACUUGACCAGAUUAAACACUCUCUACCUUUACAGCAACAAUCUAUCAGGGUCCAUACCGCCUUCUCUUGGCAACCUCAACAAACUGAUGGAUCUUCAGCUGAGUGAUAACCGCUUGAGUGCUGGAAUCCCAGUUGCUUUGUUAAAUCUUACUGAGCUGAACAUACUUAGCCUUGAGAUGAAUGAGCUCACAGGUUCCAUUCCUCAUAUGAUUGGUUUGCUGCCCAAUCUAAGCUUGUUAGGUUUAUCUACAAACCAGUUGACUGGCUCCAUUCCUCCGAGUUUGGGGAACCUUACUUUUCUAAAUUACCUUAGCCUCCAUGACAACCAGUUGGUUGGAUCAAUCCCUGCUGAGGUCGGUGCUUUGGUGAAUCUCCAAACCAUGUCUUUGGCCUCAAACAAGAUUUCAGGCUCAAUUCCUGUAACUUUCAAGAAUCUCACGAGCAUAAGGGUGCUAUUUCUAUUCCAAAACAAGCUGUCGGGUCCUUUGCCUCCAGAAUUCGCUAAUAAUUUCUCACACUUGAUACAUUUAAAUCUAGGAAACAACUCUCUGUCAGGGGAACUGCCCUCGGAUGUAUGCAAAGGGGGGAAGCUUGAGAAGUUCGUAGUUGCUAUUAACAUGUUCACUGGCCUUAUCCCAACAAGCCUGAAAACAUGCAGGAGCCUGGAACUUCUUUCUCUUACUGACAACCAAAUCACUGGAGAUGUAUCAAGUUUGGGGCCAUACCCACGACUUGUUAAAGCAGAAUUAGGGGGAAAUAACUUUUCCGGGGGCUUGUCGAAAAUCUGGGUUUCAAGCAUCAAUUUAACCGGCUUUUAUAUGCAGAACAAUAUGAUAACUGGAAGCUUGCCCCUGGAGUUUUCAAACCUUGAAAAAUUGGAGGAACUUUUAAUCAACGGAAACAACCUAACUGGCAAGAUACCACCAGAAUUAAGUAAUCUUGUCAACCUGUACACACUCGAUUUAUCACAAAACCAAUUUUCAGGUCAUAUACCGCCAGAGUUUGGUCAAAUGGUAAAUUUGCAAUACCUCAAUAUGUCUGCAAAUAAGUUGAGCGGCUCGAUACCUCAAGAGAUCGGGAAUUGUAUAAAGCUAAUUUCGUUGGCAAUUAACCACAACAGCUUGAGUGGAGAUUUGCCGAUGACUAUUGGUAAUCUGAGAAGUCUACAGAUUGUGUUGGAUGUGAGCAACAACAAACUCACUGGCAGCUUACCUGCACAACUCGGGAACUUAGCAUUACUGGAGAUCCUGAAUCUCUCCCACAAUGAAUUCACUGGAAGUAUUCCUCCGUCCAUUGGCGGCAUGGAUAGUCUGUCAACACUUGAUGUGUCAUACAACAACUUGGAAGGGGCUCUCCCAACAGGUCGACUAUUCCGUAAUGCCUCAAUUCGAUGGUUCCUACACAACAAAGAUCUCUGUGGUAAUCUCUCUGGCAUGCCAUUAUGCUCUUCAAUUCCAAUAAUGAAGCAUCACAGUGCAGGAAUUCACAACUUGGGCCUAGCUAUAUCUAUCCCUGUGUGCAUAGUCAUUAUACUCUCGAUUUCUGUAACUGCGAUUCUCCACAAAAGGAAAGGACCACAGAAAAAUACGGGCAAAGCUGGUACAAGAGAUGUCCUGUCAGUAUGGAAUUUUGAUGGGAAACUUGCCUUUGAGGAUAUCACUGGGGCGACAGAAAAUUUCAGUGAUAAGUACAUCAUUGGGUCAGGGGGGUAUGGAACUGUCUACAAAGCUCAGCUUCAAGGAGGGAGACUAGUUGCCGUGAAAAAGCUUCACCCAUAUGAAGAAGACAUGAGUGACGAAAAGGGAUUCCUUAGUGAAAUUGAAGUGUUGACCAAGAUACGGCAUAGAAGCAUAGUCAAGAUGUAUGGAUUUUGCUCUCAUCCAAGGUACAAAUUUGUAAUAUAUGAUUACAUUGAGCGAGGAAACCUUUCUGCUAUCUUGAAAAAUGAGGAACUUGCGAAGGAGUUAGACUGGCAGAAGCGAGUUGCCAUUGUAAAAGACGUUGCUCAAGCUAUCUUCUAUUUGCACCAUGAUUGCAACCCACCAAUAAUCCAUCGUGAUAUAACAAGUAACAACAUCUUGCUAGAUGGAGACUUCAAGGCUUAUGUUUCAGAUUUUGGAAUAGCAAGGAUGCUAAAACCUGAUUCAUCCAAUUGGAGUGAACUAGCUGGAACAUAUGGUUAUAUAGCACCAGAGCUUUCUUACACAUCAGUGGUGACAACAAAAUGUGACGUCUAUAGCUUCGGUGUCGUUGUGCUGGAGAUUAUGAUGGGGAUGUACCCCACGGAGCUGCAGUCCCUUGUUUCCAUGGGACAGAAUCAAGAGCUUGCAAUGGAGGAUAUGGUGGACAAGCACCCAUCAUCGCCGACAAUUGUGGAGAAGAAAGAAAUUGCUCUUCUUGUGGAAGUGGCAUUCGCUUGCCUGCAAACUUCUCCUCAGUUUAGGCCAGAGAUGCAGGAUGUCUAUGAGAAACUGAUUCUGCACAAACGUCAUCCUUUUGCCUCGCCUACUCAUGAAUUAACAGCAGAAGAAAUGAGAGAAGUGUAAGGUCAUCUAUGUUAUGUACUUAUGUCAAGAAGCUAUCACACAUUCAUCGUGUUUAGUUGUUAUUAUGAACAGCACCUGUAUUGGAUGAUAGUCCCAAGGGUCUAGGGCGGGUCUAAUAGCAUUGCAUUUGAAAGUUAGUAACUGAACACUACAUAAAAAAUAAUUCAGAAUUGAAGUGGUGCGCACCACUAGUGUUGGAAAUAUGCCCUAGAGGCAAUCAUAGAGAUGAUCAUAUUUCUUUGUAUUCAUGAUUAAUAAAGGAUUCUUUGAAUAUCAUAAAAGUCAACUUGUA
Panicum virgatum (switchgrass) is the source of this 3592-nucleotide messenger RNA. RefSeq names its product probable leucine-rich repeat receptor-like protein kinase At1g35710. The record is from RefSeq and is a predicted model, not a curated record. Gene Ontology annotation, cellular component: plasma membrane. NCBI's taxonomy places the organism in Eukaryota, Viridiplantae, Streptophyta, Magnoliopsida, Poales, Poaceae. Gene Ontology annotation, molecular function: protein binding; ATP binding; protein kinase activity. The transcript has 3 exons. Gene Ontology annotation, biological process: protein phosphorylation; hormone-mediated signaling pathway. The coding region runs from base 70 to 3300 and encodes 1076 amino acids.